AAAUUCAUUUACCCCCCUCGGGAUCCGAGAAAUUUCCCUCCUCUUUCCACUUGUCACCGCCGUUCGCCUUCCCAACCACGAGACGACCCUGCCCUCGCCGGAGAUGCUGCCGUCGGCGACCGGGGACAUCGCCGGCGACGUCCACUCGGCGCGAGAGAUGCUCCAUCCCAUCCUCCUUUGACUUCUUGCCGCCGCGGGAGCUUGACUGGAUCUGAGCUAGCUGGAUUGGUGGGUGGGCGCGUCAAGAAGGGGAUGAGCUUUGGCGCCGUUGACGUCGACGAUGGCGGCGCCGCGGCGACGGCGGCGGCGAGUGGGGGUGAGGAGGUGAGAGCUAUGCCGGCCGAGGUGAGCUGGGAGAUGCUUGACAAGUCGCGGUUCUUUCUGCUCGGCGCCGCGCUCUUCUCCGGCGUCUCGGCGGCGCUGUACCCGGCGGUGGUCCUCAAGACGCACCUCCAGGUCUCGCCGCCGCCUGCGGCGGCGGCGUCUACCACGGCGGCGGCGAUCCUCCGCCGUCACGGUCCUCGGGGAUUCUACCGCGGCUUCGGCGCGUCCCUCGCCGGGACGGUGCCCGCGCGCGCCGUCUACAUGGCCGCGCUCGAGGCCACCAAGAGCGCCGUGGGCUCCGCCGCCGUCCGCCUCGGCGUCGCGGAGCCGGCCGCGUCCGCCGCGGCCUCGGCCGCGGGCGGCGUGUCCGCCGCCGUCGCGGCGCAGGUCGUGUGGACCCCCGUCGACGUCGUCAGCCAGCGCCUGAUGGUCCAGACCGCCGCCGCCGGCCCCCCGUACCGCGGCGGCGCCGACGCGCUCCGCAGGAUCCUCCGCGCCGACGGCGUGCGCGGCCUGUACCGCGGCUUCGGCGUCUCCGUCCUCACCUACGCGCCCUCCAGCGCCGCGUGGUGGGCGUCCUACGCCACGGCGCAGCGCCUCAUCUGGCGCGCCCUCGGCCCCGCCCACCACGACAGCCGCGCGUCCGUGGUCGCCGUGCAGGGCGCCAGCGCCGCGGCGGCGGGCGGCGCCGCCGCGCUGGUGACCAUGCCGCUCGACACCGUCAAGACGCGGCUCCAGGUCAUGGACGGCGGCGGCGCGUCGCUGGCGUCCGAGGCGCGCGCGCUGGUGCGGGAGGGCGGGUGGGGCGCCUGCUACCGCGGCCUGGGGCCGAGGUGGGCGUCCAUGUCGCUCUCCGCGGCCACCAUGGUCACCGCCUACGAGUUCUUGAAGCGGCUCUCGACCAAGGACACCUCACUCUGAUAGAGGCAUCGUAGCUGUAACCAGAGCAAACCAGCUUGUGAUUUGUAAACUGAUAGUAAAUCGUAUGCACAUGUACAUAUCUAAAGCAUCUGCGUUUCACAUUGAUCUCCUCUACGACAUUAGGAUGCAAAGGCUAGAUUUUGUUGGAUUUUUGAAGCUCUCUUUGUAAGUUGUGACGAUGAUGAUGAAAAAGUUUGGUGAAACGAAGAACAUGUAUAUUUGCAUUUGAUCAAAAUGUUAUUUGGUGGUUUAUGUGAUUCAA
Messenger RNA from Oryza sativa Japonica Group (Japanese rice), 1507 nucleotides. RefSeq lists its product as uncharacterized. Gene Ontology annotation, biological process: transmembrane transport. NCBI's taxonomy places the organism in Eukaryota, Viridiplantae, Streptophyta, Magnoliopsida, Poales, Poaceae. The record is from RefSeq and is a predicted model, not a curated record.